AUGGCCAGUGCAGCUACUGUUCUUAAACCCAAUAUUGGUGUUUUCACCAAUCCUAGUCAUGGUUUGUAUAUUGCAGACUGUGAACCCAGCACUGACAAUCUUAAGCCUGGUCCCGGUGAGGUCGUCGUUCAAAUUAAGGCUACCGGUAUUUGCGGUUCAGACAUUCACUUUCAGAAGGAAGGUAGAAUAGGCAAGACAAUGGUAGUAAGAGAGGAGCAUAUUCUAGGACAUGAAUCCUCUGGAGUGAUUAUUAAAGUACAUCCUUCGGUUGAAGACCAAUUUACAGUCGGUGAUAGAGUUGCGGUUGAGCCAGGUGUGCCAUGUCAGAAUUGUGAUUUAUGCUUGAGUGGCAAGUACAAUGGCUGUCCGGAUGUGCAGUUCAAGUCUACUCCACCCGUACCGGGAUUAUUGAGAAGGUAUUUACUGCACCCUGCAAGGUAUUGUCAUAAAAUAGGAGACAUGUCAUUUGAAAAUGGUGCUCUUCUUGAACCAAUUAGUGUCGGUAUCGCAGGAAUUGAACAAUCUGGGGUCAAGCUAGCUGAUCCUGUUGUGAUUUGUGGUGCCGGGCCCAUUGGCGUGGUGUCAGCUGCUCUUGCCAGAGCCGCUGGGGCUGCUCCUCUAGUCAUCACUGAUAUUGACCAGGGAAGAUUAGAUUUUGCAAAAAAGCUUGUUCCAGGAGUUCGUACAGUACUCGUAAAGCGAGGCAUUGAGCCUUCCGUGGUUGCCGAAGACAUCAUUGCAGCAGCUGGAGGUAUCAAACCUCGAGUGUGUAUAGAAUGUACAGGCGUUGAAUCCAGUAUUGCCGCUGGAAUAUACUCUCUUCAAUUUGGAGGCCUGAUCCAUAUUAUCGGAGUGGGCCAUGAGUUCCAGAAUAUGCCGUUCAUGCAUUUGUCAGUUAACGAAAUCACCGUUAAGUUGCAAUAUAGAUAUGCCAACACUUGGCCCAAGGCCAUUAGGUUGGUUAACGAUGGACUCCUCAACCUGAACCCCCUAAUAACACAUAGAUUUGCUUUAGAGGAAAGUGUCAAAGCAUUUGAGACAUCAGCUGAUAUCUCCAGCGGCGCUGUUAAGGUGAUGAUUUUUGAUGAAUAG
Messenger RNA from Sugiyamaella lignohabitans, 1092 nucleotides. It is a transcript of the gene SOR1, whose product is annotated as L-iditol 2-dehydrogenase SOR1. Gene Ontology annotation, molecular function: L-iditol 2-dehydrogenase (NAD+) activity. The transcript has a single exon. Gene Ontology annotation, biological process: D-sorbitol catabolic process. The coding region runs from base 1 to 1092 and encodes 363 amino acids. The record is from RefSeq and is a predicted model, not a curated record. NCBI's taxonomy places the organism in Eukaryota, Fungi, Ascomycota, Dipodascomycetes, Dipodascales, Trichomonascaceae.